UUUAUGCCAGUGCUACAGACGUCUCAGUUUACUAUCCGUGAUGUCGUGUUCCAGUCUUUGUAAAUAAACAUUUUAGUGAAGUUGCUGUUUCGUUUUUAGUGUUUGUGAUUAUUCUGCCUGUGUUUUUGCAUAUAUCCACGUGUUAACCACAAGUUUUAACUAGAAAGGUGUUAGUGAGUGUUUUGUGCCUUGUUUUUGUCCAUAUCUCGUCGUGACAUUUAUUUUGGAUUUAUGUUUACCUAAUCACGGUGAUGUUGAGCGGGGCGACGUCGCCUGGUGGCGACGAUGUUCUCUGCGUGACCGUAGUGGCCGACGAACAUGGCUACGGAAUGAAAGUGUCCGGUGACAACCCCGUGUAUGUCCAGUCGGUGAAGGAGAAUGGCGCGGCCUGGCGAGCUGGUCUGCGAGCCGGCGACCGCAUCCUCUGUGUUGACACGGUGGCCGUCCACAAUCACACACACCAGCAAGUCGUGCAGAUGAUACGAGCUAAUAAGAAAACCGUCCUAACUGUUCAACAGAAUACGUCCCGCCAUAAAAGACCUAUUACCGCACCGUUUCCUGUCAAUCCUGAAAAGCAACGCGAACUGGAGGUGUCUAAAGUGGAGACCAUGCAGCGGAUGCUUGAUGAGGAUCAAGUGUACAUAAAGCAGUUGCGGCUAGAACUAUCAAAAGUGCCAGAUGUAAGAAAACAAGCACAGUUGGAUUUGGCUGAGCAGAGGUGCAUCAAGGUGAAACAUGAAAUCGACGUCAUCAAAGCUGGACAGCCUAUGGAGACGACUACGUCACAUCCGGCGUUCAUGCCAGCAACACCCCGCCUAGCCACGCGCAUCAAGAACAACGAUAAAACAUCUCCAGUACAAAACACCGGCUUCCUAAGCGGCCUACCACGCUCACUCAGCAAUUUGACGGGCCAGAGCUUACGCAAUCUGCGGCAAGCGAAGCAGAAUAACAAGAUACAGCAAGAAAAUCAACCGCCACUUGUGAGGCAGAACUCGGACGAGUCAAAUAACAAACGGAGGCAUGUACACAACAAUACCGUACCGAUGGUGCCGACGACGUGUUUAGAUAACGUCACGCCCCCACCUCUACCCCCAAGAUCCAUCGAACGACCCAAAAGAACCCCGUUAAGUCCCCCAAUAAACCCGUUAGCGAAACCAAAGCCUUCCAGUUCGAUAUCUCCAAUGCACAAACAGUAUUACAAAGGACGGUAUUAUCCAGAGAAACCGCAGUACCCAAUGCACCAGUCCAUGCCUGCGUACAAUGAUGAACACCAGAAACAAUUCAGGAGGUCGUCACAUUCCUUAGACGGCGACUUGGAUGGGCCCCAACCUAAUUCGAUCGCAUUGCAAAUGAGUUAUCCGUUGGUGAAUGUCCCGCCGCCGCCGUUACAGACGGAUAACAGGACCGGCGUGCCAGUGUUGCACGUGAGAAGUAGGUCGUCUCCUGAACAGUUGGAUCAUGAAUUACAACGACCGGCGGCUCCGCUGCCGGCGGAGGCGGUGUCGUGGGGCGGAGCGCCCGCCGCGCCGGCCCCGCCGCCGCCCGGGACGCCGCCGCCGCCCUACGCCACCAACACGCAGCCUUGCGCCGAUCCUCAGAGGGCAAUCAUCUCGAUGGAAGAAGAUGACUCGCCAGCUUCUGAUAAUUCGACAUACUCCGGGCUGUUCUCGAAUCUUCGCUCCGUGCGAGAAUCCAAAGCUAGAACAGCUGUUUUGCUCAACUGGCUAUUAGGAGAGAGGAGGAGUGCACACGCGGCGCUAGUUCUGGUCCUAACCGAUGGGUUCCGAGCCGCCACCGCAGUUAACAAUGCUACACUAAGACGCUGGGCAUACGAGAUACACUCCACUUUCAUCAUGCCCAAUGCGGUGUUACAACUAAAUGGCGUGGACGAGAACAUGGCUAAUGAAAUAGAACAGGUUUUAGUUAACGGAAAAGUGUGA
Messenger RNA from Achroia grisella, 1940 nucleotides. RefSeq names its product bromodomain-containing protein 4 (gene RhoGEF2). The record is from RefSeq and is a predicted model, not a curated record. The transcript has 14 exons. Gene Ontology annotation, cellular component: cytoplasm. Lineage: Eukaryota; Metazoa; Arthropoda; Insecta; Lepidoptera; Pyralidae. Gene Ontology annotation, molecular function: G protein-coupled receptor binding; guanyl-nucleotide exchange factor activity. The coding region runs from base 252 to 1940 and encodes 562 amino acids. Gene Ontology annotation, biological process: G protein-coupled receptor signaling pathway.